GCCACCCCUGCCUUUUGCACUACGACUCAGACCAGAACCAGCCAUGGCCCAGAGACCUCUCACCAUCUCAGCCGCUGAAAAAUUCAAUUUCGUUGCACAAGAUGAGAUCUGGAAAUGCCGCCUUAAAGCUGAAGCCGAAGCACGACAUAAUUGGGCUAAGAAGUGGGGAUUUUUAACACUCACUAUGGAGGAGUUGCUGAGGAGAGAAGGGGAAGUACCUAAGCCUCCUAAGCCCAAGAUAGAACUUCCAGGACAUUUACGCAUCCGGCCUGUGACACCAGUGGAACAAUAUAUUAAGGUCUACCCAUCACCACCAGUUCCUCAAACUACUCAGGGUUUUAUUGGUUGGAGAUCCACAGUUCCUGGUCUGGAACUUGAGAAAAACUACAAGAUUUUAAGCUGUAAAGGCAUCUUUGCCAGACAACUUCAAUGGCCUGAGUCAGGAAUCUACUGAAGCUAAGAGGAUGAUGUGGGGCUGUGUCUCCUCAAAGGACAUGGGAAACCUGAUCAUUUUAAGACUAACAAAAAGUUAAAAUAACUAUGUGAAUUGGUAAAAAACAAAAACAAAACAGAACAAAACAAAACCAAAACAAAACAGUAUAAUGACAGCACAGACUCAAAAAAAAAAAAAAAUAACCUGACAAAAAAAAUUGUAAACUUUUUGGAAUUCAGAUAGGUCACAUUCACUUCAAGAAUCCAGGUAGAUUUAUUUUAUUUAAAGAAGUAUCUUGGUUUUAAUUUAUUUUUUUCUUUAUGGUCAAAAUGCCUAUACAUGCAGAGUAUUUUCUAAUGUAUUUUUUAUGAAAUUGUGAGUAUUUCUAUGGAUAUUAUGUUAUCAUAUUAUGAAUAUUAUUAUGUGGGUUAGUAUCCAACAUGGGUAUAUAUACAGGUAUUCCUUCCACAUCAUUGGGGUUAUGAACCCACUGGUCCUAAGGAGUUAAAUUUUUUGGCCUUCCCUUCAUACCAGAGAAGAAGUCUAAAUUAUCAUGGUAUUAAAAGAUAAAACAUGUUAAUUUUAUACCACACUAUACAUAUAUUUCCUGCAUUUCUGAGCUUCUAAACUUUUUCUGUGUUAUCUCUUUGCUUUCAUAUAUUGUCUGUAACUUCCACAAAACUCCCCCAAAAUUCCCAUUUGAUUUGUUAUGCUGACUCAUGAUGUAUCAAAACCAUGAUGGGGAAAGUUGUGAUGUGGAAGGGAUAACUAUAGUCAUUUUUCUUUUUUAAAUGAAAGAAUGAGCAAUUAAGGUCUCUCUUGUCUCUGGAAUUAGAGGGUCAACUUUUACCUUGCUCUCCACUGUUAACAAACAAAAAUGGAGGGAGGAUAUAGAGUUUCUCUUCUGAGGCUAGAGUUAGACACUAGGAAUGACUGUCAGAAGCUACACUCAUCCACAUGUACAAGCACAUACACAUAUAGAUAUCCUCUAGGGAAGAUAUAGAUAUUAAACCAGUUUAAAUUGGCUUUGAUGCUGCUGUACCUUAGUCAAAUUGGCCCAAUCGCUGUAUCAGUUCUAGGAUAGUCAAAAAAGACAGAGUGGCCAGAGAACUCCUAGGAACUUUAGUAGCUUGACUGUAGUAGUACAGUUUUUUCCUCUCUUUCUUUGUUGGUGUUGUAUGUGAUUUAGUCUAUUGUGCAGCCAAGAAAGCAGUGAUUUUCCCCCUAUUUCCUUCUGUUUUGCCAUAGGAGUCUUAUGAUGGGGUUCUGUAUUGCUUGGGAGUCCGAAUGCAGAGCAGGUCCAAGGUUGGACCAGUUAUCCAACUGAGUGGUAACAUUCUAGUUGGGAACUUUGAUCUCAGAGUCAUACUUCUGAUCUUCAUAGUUGAACUUAACCUCCCUUCACCAGAAAAGAUUGCCCAUCAGUGGGUAUUUUUGUGACUUGAUGAUAGUAUAUGAGGAGGAUCACUGAGGCAAGGCUCAGGCCUGAUUUCUGAUUUCUGGCUUGCUUUGAGUGCUCCCCAACCUUGCUACAAUAAUGACACAACUUAGUAAUAGCAUAAUUAUAACAUUGACAUAUAUCGUGUUUAUACUAUGUAAUUAUAUGACCUAUAGUAAUAAAGUUGACAGUGAUGAUGAAAAUAACAUCUUCGAUAUGUAGAUAGUUCUAUGCUUUCCUCUUGAAAUAGAAGUGAUGUAGAAACAAUCACCAUCCCCAAUUAAACUUUUUCCCAUUCCUGAAAAAGGAAAAACAUUUCCCUUUCUAAAGUCCAUGUUGGCAUGGAAAUUGUCUCAUGGAGACACUAACUCAAGAGUUGGUCACAGAAGAAAUGUGAUUUUCCCAAAUAUGAUUAUUUCUGAGCCUUGCCUUCUUUCUGGAGGCUAAUACUUGCCAGGUAAGGGAAUAACAUGGCUAUAACUGGUACAAAAAGCAGAAAAACUGGCCAAAUAUUUUAUCCUUCUUUCUCUGAGGACAGAGAAUCAGUAGAAAACCUUUCAUCUGUCAAUGAUAUCUUGUUCAUAGGUUGUACCAAGCAACAUUGGUCUUUAUACGAUAUAAAGGAUGUGUGUUAUGGGUCCUUGGGCCAUUUUGUUCUGGAAUAAGUCAAAAGAGAGGAAAGACUGAGAGUGAAGCUCUCAAGCUUCAAGUUUUCUGGCAAUAGCUAUAGCAAAUAACUGAAGAAUAACACAGGAUUCAAUAAACAGACAAGAUCAUUCUUA
Antechinus flavipes (yellow-footed antechinus) is the source of this 2653-nucleotide messenger RNA. It is a transcript of the gene CIMIP1, whose product is annotated as chromosome 2 C20orf85 homolog. The record is from RefSeq and is a predicted model, not a curated record. Bases 44 to 454 code for a protein of 136 amino acids. NCBI's taxonomy places the organism in Eukaryota, Metazoa, Chordata, Mammalia, Dasyuromorphia, Dasyuridae. The transcript is spliced from 4 exons.